Messenger RNA from Moneuplotes crassus, 887 nucleotides. The record is from the annotation of a GenBank genome assembly. Lineage: Eukaryota; Ciliophora; Spirotrichea; Euplotida; Euplotidae.
AUGAACCCCCAUCAUUGUCAAAAAUGGAAAAGAAGAAUUAAGCUAAACACAAAGAAGUUCCUUCGGCUUUGUCUGAAUAGAAACCUUAAAAGAGAUACUGCGCAAGGUGAUAAAAUACCUAUUAAGAAUUAUUCUAUCAUCAGGGACAAGUAAAUCGUUCACCCAGAUUUAUAAGAACUUGUGAUGAGAUACUUUGGAUGGAAGAGGCAAGAGGGUUGAACAGUGGUUGGAGGAUCCGGAGGUUUUAGAGAAGUUGACUGGCAAGGAGAAUAAGAGAAAUUAUGUGUGUUUUAGACAGGAGAUGACACCUGAACAGAAGAGAAUGAAUGUGUUGAUAACAGAUUGUGACCAGGGAGAUAGAAGUUAUCAUAAUAAGAUUAGAAGAGAAAAAUCUUUAAGUAAGCAAAGAAGUUCAAAGAAAUCUCCAAUAAAGAACAAAAAUACAAAAUCUGGAUCAAUUAUAAUCAAUCUGAUUGAUGAUAACUCCACAACAAUGAGUAAGAAUAACCUUAGCAACAAUGAGACUCCAUUAGCACUAAAGAUGAUCAAAAACAACUCAUACCAAGCUUUUACCCGGAAUUCAGAAUAUAUAAAGCAUAAAUAGACUCUCAACCCAGAAAAAGCAGCAAAGUUUCAAAAUACCCUCACUGAGUGAGCAAGAGGGACAGGAGUUUAGUGAAAUAAAUUCUAUUCCUCCUUUUAAGCAGAGAAGGCUUACUAUUAAAGAACCAUCACUUGUCAAAUCAAAUAAAUCAGAAAUAAGGCAGAAAAAGCCUAGCCACCUACCAAAUGUUCUUGAAACUCAAAAGAAAUUUUUGAAGAAAGGAUACCAUAAAAUGUUCUCAAAAUGGACUAAGAGAUUUGAAGGUUCUGUAACUGAUUCUUAG